AGUGGCCGUAACCGAGUAUCCCUAUAUCUAAGAAGAUGGCAGAAAAGCAGGAGGAGCCCAGCAACACCCAGAACGGCGAACCUGAUAACGCAGAAGAAAGCGAGGAGAAAAAGAAGAAGAAGAAGGUGAAGCGGGAAGACCUGCCACCAUUUGAAAUUGUGACAGGGGAACGCCUCCCAGCCAUAUUUUUCAAAUUCCAGUUCAGGAAUGUGGAGUACAGCUCCGGUAGGAACAAAACCUUCCUGUGUUAUGUUGUGGAGACCCAAGGCAGAGAGUCAGUAACAUCUCGGGGUUACCUGGAAGAUGAACAUGCAGCAGCGCAUGCAGAAAUUGCUUUCUUUAACACAAUUUUGCCAAAGUGUGAAUCAAGCGUCCGCUACAACAUCACCUGGUACGUCUCCUCCAGUCCUUGCGUGACUUGUGCUGAUCGGAUAACCGAGACCCUGAGAAAGAACAAGAACCUGCGUCUGACCAUCAUGGUAGGGCGCCUCUUCAUGUGGGAAGAGCCAGAAAUGCAGGCUGCCCUGAAAAAAAUGAAGGCAGCUGGCUGCAAGCUGAGGAUUAUGAAGCCUCAAGACUUUGAGUAUGUCUGGCAGAACUUUGUGGAACAGGAGGAAGGACAGGAAGCGAAGGCUUUCGUGCCAUGGGAGGACAUUCAAGAGAACUUCCAGUAUUACGAGGAAAAAUUGAAUGAGAUUCUGCACUGAAGCUCACGACCUAUUUAGAAAAGAUCUGUGAAGAGAGAUGUGACAGACUUGGACAUCUGGGACACUCCUUCAGCUUUUCAAAGCUUUGACUCCAGCCAGUUGCAGUACCAACUCCUGGAAAACUGGGCCCUAAUGAACUACAAAUACAUCUACCACACAGCUCUCUGGUGUUUAGGAUUUGGGUUUUUUUGUUUGUUUGUUUUUUCCCAAACAAAUAUGCAUUGCCUCUGCUGAUUGGAAAAGAGAAAGCAAUACACUGUGUGGUUAAAUCCUUGAAUUAAAUGGAUUGCAGUGGAUCUACAGGAAAGGGUGUGGGUCUCACAUACUGGGACAACUGUAAGAAAAAGAUCUUGGAGCAAAGCUGCCAAUUUAAAAAAAAAAAAUAAUUAGAAAGUGUGUACUUCAUAAAUCUUAGAGAGAAAGAGAUUUAAAAGGAGAGAAUUAGAGGAUUUAGUCUCCUGUCAUCCCCAAAACUCAGAACUGGGAUUUAAAUUAGGGCUAACUGGCCUAUUCCAGUGCAGAGGAUUAUGAUGGAACCCUUUGGGUAACACAGGCACUUGA
This is a messenger RNA of Struthio camelus australis, 1268 nucleotides long. It is a transcript of the gene APOBEC2, whose product is annotated as apolipoprotein B mRNA editing enzyme catalytic subunit 2. Gene Ontology annotation, biological process: cytidine to uridine editing. Gene Ontology annotation, molecular function: RNA binding; cytidine deaminase activity. Lineage: Eukaryota; Metazoa; Chordata; Aves; Struthioniformes; Struthionidae. Gene Ontology annotation, cellular component: cytoplasm; nucleus. The record is from RefSeq and is a predicted model, not a curated record.